ACAUUUCCCAGAACACAAUUCGGCGGAUCUCACUUUUUUCACCCACGUGCUUUUCGCUCGCGCGGUUUGUGCUGCCUAAACUCUCCCCAAGUUCACUGGUUUCUACGCUGUCUGCAGGUCAAACCCCGGAUCUCAGCAUCAUGUCCACUGAACUGGCUCUCCUGAGUGUGUCUGAUAAGACCGGGCUGCUGGACUUUGCAAAGCGGCUCUUGUCAGUCGGGUUGUCUCUGGUGGCGUCAGGUGGCACGGCUAAAGCAUUGAGGGACGCUGGGCUCUUGGUGAGAGAUGUCUCCGAGAUCACUGGUUUCCCCGAGAUGCUUGGUGGCCGGGUUAAAACCCUUCACCCUGCUGUUCACGGGGGAAUCCUGGCCAGAAACACUCCUUCUGACCAGGCGGAUAUGGAAAAACUGGGCUUUAACCUUGUGAGAGUGGUUGUGUGUAACCUUUAUCCUUUUGUGAAGACUGUUGCGUCUCCGAAUGUAACUGUGACUGAUGCGGUGGAGCAGAUUGACAUCGGUGGUGUUACUCUUCUUCGUGCUGCGGCUAAGAAUCAUGCUCGAGUGACGGUGGUCUGCGAUCCAUCUGACUACGAGUUGGUGGCGAAGGAAUUGGAGACUUCGAGCGAGAGUAACACAUCACUCGAGACACGGAAAACUCUCGCGCUGAAGGCAUUCACACACACGGCUCAGUAUGACGAUGCGAUCGCUGAUUAUUUCCGGCGCGAGUUCAGCAGCGGAGUUUCUCAGCUAUCGCUGCGUUACGGCAUGAACCCUCACCAGAGUCCUGCACAGAUUUACACACUGAAGCCUGAGCUGCCGAUAAAGGUGCUGAAUGGAGCUCCAGGCUUCAUUAAUCUGUGUGAUGCGCUGAACGCAUGGCAGCUGGUUAAAGAGCUGAAGAGCGCACUGCUAAUACCUGCUGCUGCCUCCUUUAAACAUGUCAGUCCUGCUGGUGCAGCUGUCGGCGUGCCGCUUAGUGAGGAUGAGGCUAAAGUGUGCAUGGUGCACGACAUGCUGAAAGAUCUCACACCGCUCGCUACUGCUUAUGCUCGUGCUAGAGGAGCAGACAGGAUGUCCUCCUUCGGAGAUUUCAUCGCUCUCUCGGACCCCUGCGACGUUCCCACUGCUAAGAUCAUCUCCAGAGAGGUUUCAGAUGGAAUUAUCGCUCCUGGUUAUGACCCUGAAGCUCUUCGUGUCCUCAGCAAAAAGAAGAAUGGAAAUUAUUGCGUUCUGCAGAUGGAUACAGCUUACGAGCCUGAAGAACAGGAAGUGAGGAUGCUGUUCGGGCUGCACAUGAAGCAGAAGAGGAACAACGGGGUCAUCGAUAAGCAGCUCUUCAGCAACGUUGUCUCCAGCAGCACCCUGUCUGAAACGGCCACGCGUGACCUGAUUGUGGCGAGUGUCGCCGUCAAAUACACGCAGUCCAACUCAGUGUGUUACGCCAAGGACGGCCAGGUGGUCGGCAUUGGUGCAGGUCAACAGUCUCGGAUCCACUGCACGCGUCUGGCAGGUGACAAGGCAGAUAACUGGUGGUUGCGUCACCAUCCAAAAGUUUUAGGCAUGAAAUUCCGCACCAGUGUUAAACGUGCCGAGAUUGCUAAUGCUAUCGACCAGUACGUCAGUAACACCAUCGGAGAGGGUCCUGACCUAGAUGUGUGGAAGGCUCUGUUUGAGGAAGUUCCUGAACCUCUUAGCGAGUCGGACAGGAAGCAGUGGCUCAGCUCCCUGAAGGCUGUUGCUCUCAGCUCUGAUGCGUUCUUCCCCUUCAGGGACAACAUUGACAGAGCGAAACAGAGCGGUGUUGAGUACAUCGCUGCACCGUCAGGCUCCACUGCAGACGAGGUGGUCAUCAAGGCCUGCAACGAGCAGGGAAUUGCGUUGGUGCACACCAACCUGCGCCUGUUCCACCACUGAACACAUUUCUCAGGCUCAGAAAUCGGGACCUGGAGAUGUAGCAAAUGCCGUCCUCUUAGCAGCUGUACAAUUUUUCUUAGCUAAGCUGAUUAGCAUAAUGUUUCAUGUGUUUUUCGUUCAUUCCCUUUUGUGUUCAUAUCGACGUUAACACUGUAGUAAACGGUACAAAACAUGUUCAACACUACUAUGAUCACAACUCCUUCACAUUCCAUGUCCCUGUCUGAGGCAGCUGAUCUGCCUGAAACAGAAUAGAUUAAAUAUAUUCUCAAAAGA
Molecule: messenger RNA, 2186 nt
Organism: Tachysurus fulvidraco (yellow catfish)
Lineage: Eukaryota; Metazoa; Chordata; Actinopteri; Siluriformes; Bagridae
Gene: atic
Product: 5-aminoimidazole-4-carboxamide ribonucleotide formyltransferase/IMP cyclohydrolase
Exons: 15
Coding region: 141-1913 (590 amino acids)
Biological process (GO): 'de novo' IMP biosynthetic process
Cellular component (GO): cytosol
Molecular function (GO): phosphoribosylaminoimidazolecarboxamide formyltransferase activity; IMP cyclohydrolase activity
Source: RefSeq, a predicted model, not a curated record